CAUCCUCAUAAAUARUGUUCAGGAAYAUYGGAUCGAUCAACACACCUUUCUUUUACUACCAUGGUCUUGUCGUUAUCGUCCCUUUUAUCGACGUCGACCUCUUCGUCGUCCAUGAUUCCWAACCAUCAUCCUUCGAAAGUUCACAACGACUGCRAUAAAAUCAGCGAUACCGAUUCAAGUCUAUCUCAUCUUGCUGAAUCUAUCCUGAGAAUUUCGGARACCCAUGAAGUYACCAGAUUCUACAACAACUACAAUAGCGUUCACGACARUAAAACAAUUAAGGGAACAGGGGGUCUCUAUUCGAAUGGACUCUUGCGUAUGAUGACGGGCGAACGCAAUUACAGCGACAACGGAAAGGAAUUUCCAGCACCUACACUUUCAAAUACCGUGAUAGCGCCACCCUCCGGGAUGCUCUCGGGCUGGAGCGGCGAUGUGGAUUGGGAAUCAAAGCGGCGGGCCGAAUUUUCUCAGCUAGAAAGCAGCAGCAACAACAAUACAGCCAACAAGCAACGGCAGCUUCGGAAAGUGAUUCGGGCACGGCGAAAGAGCGUCAACCAACAACGAUUCAAGGUGGCCUCUUUGCGCCGCCAGCGCCUCCGCCUGGAGCGCCUCCAUUCGAAAAAUAUGAAGAGCCUCGAAUCGAACGUGCCGCUCUCGCAAUGUUUGCGGGAUUGCUCGGAUUCGYCCGUGUCGUCGUCGAGAGGGUCUGCGGUGAGCAACAAAGGGGGGCUCCGACGGCGUGCUUCACGAUUUGGCAGCGGGGACAUUGCCAAGGGGAGACUGGAGUGGAAGCAGAAAGAACAAAAUGAAGAACAAGAUCGAGAUCGAGAACUACGAUGGAGUCGGAAUUGUAGUCGAAGAASAUUGAUAACAUCCCUGGACAACAACAAAGAUAACAACAGACUUCAAUUGAGGUUUCUACGGGAACAGAAAAAAUCCCAGCGAGCUCUGUUGGAUUUACAGGUGGGAUUAAAGCACAUGGGGCUGUGAAAAAGCGCAGCGAUAUUCGCUCACAGGUACUAUCUCUUUCUUGAACAUACAAACUGCAAUACAGUUUUCCCCCCUCCCUUUUACCUAGAAGUCAUUACUACUAGUAGUACUACUAGUAGUACUACUAGUAGUACUACUAGUAGGAGGAGAAGAGGAGAGGGGAACAAGAAGAACAACAACAAGACUUCUUGUUGAACAAGAACAAGCAGAAGACCAAAGAUGAAAUGAAUAAGUUGCCUAAUU
Pseudo-nitzschia multistriata is the source of this 1233-nucleotide messenger RNA. The record is from the annotation of a GenBank genome assembly. Lineage: Eukaryota; Bacillariophyta; Bacillariophyceae; Bacillariales; Bacillariaceae.